AUGUCUCAAGAAUGCAAUCUCCUCUUCGUUAAGCUCUACGUUGCACAUGCCAAUCGAACGAUAACUGACCGUAUCAGAGACGACAAACUUGAUGAGAUAUCCAGAGCCAAGAUUGAAAUGGAGGUCCUGGAGGAGGUUGAGAAAGGGAAAUUUCCUUUUGAAAACUCGAAUGGGCUGGAUGUGCAUGACGCUAUCAAACGUCUCGACGUAAUUGUAUCUCUUGAUGAUGAUCUUAUCUCACCGCCACCACCAUCCACUUCCCCUGAACCACUCUCACCAUCUUCCUCUUCACCAUCUCCUUCUACGACAGCUUCCGGAAGCCCGGAGCCCGGAGCCGUGAAAGAACCAUCGGACUCAGAGUCGUCUCCAGAAGUUGUAGUUCCAUCUAUCGAAACUGUAAUUCCUGAGGUCCUUCCAAGCCCUCCAAAGCGUCGAUUAACUCGUCAAGCCCCUCCUGCAAAAAAGGCUCCCGCAGGUGUUAGCAAGCGUCGUGCUCCCGCAAAGGAAAAGCAAAUUCCAGCUGCAACCGCAGAAUUGGAAAAGUCAGCUUCCUCCACCGAGCCAGAGAGACCGACUGCUGGAGGCAAAACUGUUUCAUUUGCCCCGGAUCCCGUAUCUGAUGAAGAGGUGGCAUCUUCAGUUAACUCACUGUUUGGGAACGUUGAAACACCUCCUGAAGUUCAAACCCCAAAAAAGCGCAGAACUCCGCGUGUCCGCGGUAAAGGUGCUAAGCAAACGACCACAACGCGUCAAACUCGAGCUUCUUCCAGAGCAUCCGCUAGUGGUAAAGCUCCAGCUGCUCCAGCUCCAGGAGUAGGGAAGGGAAAAGAAAAGGGCAAGGACUCCUAG
Paracoccidioides lutzii Pb01 is the source of this 849-nucleotide messenger RNA. RefSeq lists its product as hypothetical. The record is from RefSeq and is a predicted model, not a curated record. The transcript has 4 exons. Bases 1 to 849 code for a protein of 282 amino acids.